AGCAACCCAAAACGAAACCAGCGAUCCAUCCUUAAUCCUCACAGAAGAUAAACAAACCCCGGACUCAACUCAACUCCCCCGGCAUCCAAAUCUGCAACUCCAACCUCCCCUCCCCUCUCCUCUCUCCCCAUUAGCGUGCAGAUCUGUCCACCCGCCGAUUUGGAUCGCCGCGGAUCGGAUUUAUGCAGUCUUACUGCCGCCAGCGCCAGCCAUGCCGCGCAGCUUGGGAGGGGAGGGCAGCUUGAGCAGUCUCGGCCGGGAGGAGGGGGGGCCGGCCCGCGCGGGGGCUGGGCGGCAAUGUCCAGCAUGUCGGACUCUGGGGGCGGCGGCCGCGCGGGCGCGGAGCUGAUGGCGGAGCAGUUCCACCUCAAGGUGCUGCACGCCGUCCUCGCCGUGCGCGCGCCGAGGCCGCUCGCCGCGCCGGCGCCGGCGGCCGCCUCGGCGUCCUUCCGCCGGCGCGACAGGUGGUUCCACCUCCCGCUCCACGACCCGCCGCCGCCCCCCUCCGCCGAGUGCCUGGAGGCGCCGCCCCCCGGGGAGCCGCUCGUCGUUGACAUCCACCUGUCCCCCGCCGGCUGCGGGGGAGCGGGCGGGGAGGUGGUGGAGAGGUGGACGGUCGCGUGCGAGCCCUGGCCGGACGCCGCGGCGUCCGGCGAGGGUAUGGCCGUGAACCGGGCGUACAAGCGGUGCAUGACCCUGCUGAGGUCGGUGUACGCCACGCUCCGCCUGCUCCCCGCGUACCGCGUCUUCCGUCUCCUCUGCGCUAACCAGUCGUACAACUACGAGAUGGGCUACACCGUCGGCUCCUUCGCCGUGCCUUUCUCGCGCGCCCAGGAGUCUGCCAUGCGUUCCCAUCGCUUCGUUCCCGUUGACACCCAGCCCGGCCGUCUCGUCGUCUCCGUCCAGUACCUGUCCAGCCUCGCCGCGUUCAACCUGGAGAUCUCCUCCCUCUCCCCCUCUAUGUUGAUCACCAACUACGUCGGCAGCCCUGCAGCUGAGCCCAUGCGCAACUUCCCUUCUUCGCUCACGGAGGCCACAGGCUGCGCUUUCCCGCAGUCCUAUCAGCAGCAGCGUCCGCACAGCUGGGCGCCGCCUGCGCUCUGGCCGCUCGCCCCAGCGCAGCAGACGAGAUUUUCGCCACCGCCGUUGCACUAUGCGUCACCAACACCGUCGCCCCCUAAUUUUCCUGGUGGGUACCUGCAGUCCCCUCUGAGGGGGGAGUCUGCACCGGUGACCAUACCAGGCGUGAGAAGGAGCCCCGUGCACCGUCAGAGCAUGCUGGACCCGGUUAAAGGUUUAAUGCUGCCACCGCCAUCCCCGAGGAGAGGAGACAAGGGAGCAGCAGGUUCACAAGAAUCGCCGUCAGAUAUAAGCCGGUCAUUCGGGAGGCCAGAAGGACUUAGGAUGGGGGAUCCAUAUGGCAGCUCAUCACCAGGAUCCAAGGGUAAGGACAGUCGGGAUGAAUCUGGCAGAUUCUCUGCACUCUCUUCUUGUGAUUCACCACGGCAAGAUGAUCUGGAUGAGGCAGAUUAUCCUUUUGCUGUGGAUGAUGUCGAUCCACCAAUCUCCAGACCUGGGAGCAGUGAUGGAAAGGAGGCUGGAGAUCAGGCAGGCUCGUCGUCCCAUAAAUCACAAGAUGCGGCAGUCGGCUCUCUGGUUCACUUGCUGAGAACCGCACGCCCGCUGCGAGAUUCUAGCUAUUCGUCUCAAACGUCAGGUGCUGAGUCUAACACAGUAGCCUCGACUAGUUCUGUCAUGUCUCGCAGGACAUCUGAUGCACUCGAGGAGCUGCAGUCUUUCAAAGCAAUCAGGGAGAGACUGCUGUCCGGGAGUAGAGCGAAAGAGCGAGACUCGCCGGAGAAGCCAUAGCACCAUUCUUUCCUUGUUUCUCUUAACUUCACGGUGGAAGGUCAGAUCCGUACGACAGAACAGGCCAUGCUGUGAGCCCAGCAAUGUUUUGUUGGGGCGUUUGUGUAUAUAACUGAUGAAUUGAUAUGCUCUUGGUCGAAGAUAAGAUACAGACCUCGAUUGAUUUCAGCGAGGGCGUAUCUCUCGUCAUUCUUGAACCCUAGGACUCGCCGCUGUUUAUACGCUCUUGUAUACCUGGGAAGUAAGAUCAGUACAACACGUAGGUGUGAGCCUUUGGCUGAACGUAGUGCUCUUGCGCUGUGUGCGUGUGUAAAUUAUAUGUAACUGUACUGAAGAUCAGUAAACAUCAAUGUUAAGUAUUGCUUGCACUUGA
This is a messenger RNA of Hordeum vulgare subsp. vulgare (domesticated barley), 2242 nucleotides long. RefSeq names its product autophagy-related protein 13a-like. NCBI's taxonomy places the organism in Eukaryota, Viridiplantae, Streptophyta, Magnoliopsida, Poales, Poaceae. Gene Ontology annotation, biological process: autophagosome assembly; mitophagy; piecemeal microautophagy of the nucleus. The coding region runs from base 298 to 1869 and encodes 523 amino acids. Gene Ontology annotation, cellular component: phagophore assembly site; cytosol; Atg1/ULK1 kinase complex. The record is from RefSeq and is a predicted model, not a curated record. The transcript has 3 exons.